Molecule: messenger RNA, 1356 nt
Organism: Emys orbicularis (European pond turtle)
Lineage: Eukaryota; Metazoa; Chordata; Testudines; Emydidae
Product: endothelin receptor type B-like
Exons: 7
Coding region: 1-1356 (451 amino acids)
Biological process (GO): developmental pigmentation; endothelin receptor signaling pathway; vasoconstriction
Cellular component (GO): plasma membrane
Molecular function (GO): endothelin receptor activity
Source: RefSeq, a predicted model, not a curated record
AUGCACAUAGGAAUCUGGCUGGGGUUUGGUGUUCCAUCCUCAAUGGCUAGAAUCCCAACUUCUGUAGUACUAGCCAUUUGCCUGAUUUGCCUCUUCUCAAGCGUCUGCAGUCAGACCCCGAGGAACAUCAAGGAGAGCACGAUUCCAUUGAAGGUUCUACACCAGGAGCAGGUUUACAGUCUUGUCCAAUCGAGCUUGUUCCAGGAUGUCAGAGCCUCCUCCAACCAGUCGAAUGACACCCCUGGGAAUGCCCAGUCAGAGCUACCUCUGCCCACUAUGUGCAUAAAGCCUGCUGAAAUCAGACACAUCUUCAAGUACAUCAAUACCAUCGUGUCCUGCACCAUCUUCAUGGUGGGCAUCAUCGGCAACUCCACCCUGCUGAGGAUCAUUUACAAGAACAAAUGCAUGAGGAAUGGGCCCAAUGUCCUCAUUGCUAGCUUGGCUCUUGGGGACCUUCUCUACAUCCUCAUAGCUCUUCCCAUCAAUGUGUACAAGCUAUUGGCAGAAGACUGGCCAUUCGGCGUCCAGGUGUGCAAGCUGGUUCCAUUCAUUCAGAAGGCAUCUGUGGGCAUCACCGUCCUCAGCCUCUGUGCACUCAGCAUAGACAGGUACAGGGCGGUGGCCUCCUGGAGCCGGAUCCAGGGCAUAGGGAUCCCCAUGUGGAAGGCAGUCGAGGUGAUGCUGAUCUGGGCUGUGGCUAUCAUCCUGGCCGUCCCUGAAGCCAUUGCCUUCGACAUGGUGGAGCUGAACUAUCGUGAGCAGAUGCUCUGGGUCUGCAUGCUGUCCUCCGAACAGAACUCCAGAUUCACCCUGUUCUACAGGGAUGUGAAGGACUGGUGGCUUUUUGGCUUCUAUUUCUGCCUGCCUCUGGCAUGCACCGGUGUCUUCUAUACCCUCAUGUCCUGCGAGAUGCUGAGCAAGAGGAACGGCAUGAGAAUUGCCUUCAAUGACCACAUGAAGCGGCGCCGGGAGGUUGCCAAGACAGUGUUCUGCCUGGUGGUGAUCUUCGCUCUCUGCUGGCUGCCUCUCCACCUGAGUAGGAUCCUGAAGAAGACCAUCUAUGACCAGACUGACCCCAACAGAUGUGAAUUGCUGAGUUUCCUCCUGGUGAUGGACUACUUUGGUAUCAACAUGGCCUCCCUGAAUUCCUGCAUCAAUCCCAUAGCUCUCUACUUCGUCAGCCGGAAAUUCAAGAACUGCUUUCAGUCCUGUCUGUGCUGCUGGUGCCAGAGACCAGCCUUGAGCAGCGCACCAACGGAUGAUAAGGGGUCUGUUGGGAAGUGGAAAGCCAAUGGGCAGGAAUUGGGGCUGGACCGAAGCAGCUCCCACCUGAGUAAUAAGUACAGCUCUUCCUAA